AUGACACAAGCCAACUUGGAGCAGGGCAAUGAGGACUCCGGCUUUGAGGAGGGUCUUGCCGGAGGUCCUGGUGCUCCAAUGCCAUUGGCGCAGCUCGCAGGCCAGGAUGGACUCACUUCGCGAGACAUCCAGUUGGUCAUAGACGGCGGGUAUCACACUGUUGAGGCAGUGGCAUACACACCGAAGAGAGUGCUGGAGCAGAUCAAGGGAAUAUCAGAGGCUAAGGCGACGAAGAUCUUGACAGCAGCUGCGAAAAUUGUGCCAAUGGGCUUCACGACGGCUACAGAAAUGCAUGCUCGACGAAGCGAAUUGAUAUCCAUCACUACAGGCUCGAAACAAUUAGAUACUCUGCUAGCAGGAGGCGUCGAAACGGGAUCGAUAACCGAGAUUUUUGGAGAAUUCCGGACUGGAAAGAGUCAGAUAUGCCAUACUCUGGCUGUUACUUGUCAAUUACCAUUCGACAUGGGUGGUGGAGAAGGCAAAUGCCUGUAUAUCGAUACGGAAGGUACCUUUCGACCUGUGCGCCUGCUAGCCGUUGCGAACCGUUAUGGUCUGUCUGGAGAAGAAGUGCUUGACAAUGUUGCUUAUGCACGUGCAUAUAAUUCGGAGCAUCAGCUUCAAUUGUUGAACCAAGCAUCGCAGAUGAUGUGCGAAACACGUUUCUCCUUACUGAUCGUGGAUUCAGCAACCUCGCUGUACAGGACGGACUUCGCCGGACGGGGGGAGCUGUCUUCGAGACAGACACAUCUGGCCAGAUUCAUGCGCACUUUGCAACGUCUAGCGGACGAGUUCGGUAUUGCUGUCGUCAUUACAAAUCAGGUCGUCGCUCAAGUUGAUGGUGGACCAAGUUCAAUGUUCAACCCAGAUCCAAAGAAGCCAAUUGGAGGAAACAUUAUUGCGCACGCAAGCACGACGAGAUUAAGUUUGAAAAAGGGCAGAGGAGAGACUAGAAUAUGCAAGAUUUAUGACAGCCCGUGUCUGCCGGAAAGCGACUGUCUGUUCGCAAUCACAGAGGCUGGCAUCGCUGAUCCAAGUCCGAAGGAUCUGGAAAAGGAUUAA
This is a messenger RNA of Endocarpon pusillum Z07020, 1059 nucleotides long. Its product is annotated as DNA repair protein rhp51. The coding region runs from base 1 to 1059 and encodes 352 amino acids. Gene Ontology annotation, biological process: mitotic recombination; mitotic recombination-dependent replication fork processing; reciprocal meiotic recombination. Gene Ontology annotation, cellular component: condensed nuclear chromosome. Gene Ontology annotation, molecular function: ATP binding; ATP hydrolysis activity; double-stranded DNA binding. The record is from RefSeq and is a predicted model, not a curated record. The transcript has 4 exons. Lineage: Eukaryota; Fungi; Ascomycota; Eurotiomycetes; Verrucariales; Verrucariaceae.